Messenger RNA from Cucumis melo (muskmelon), 444 nucleotides. RefSeq lists its product as uncharacterized. NCBI's taxonomy places the organism in Eukaryota, Viridiplantae, Streptophyta, Magnoliopsida, Cucurbitales, Cucurbitaceae. The record is from RefSeq and is a predicted model, not a curated record. The transcript has a single exon. Bases 1 to 444 code for a protein of 147 amino acids.
AUGAAUUGUGGGAAACAAAGUGGUGGGAGUCAAUCAGCAUCUUGGUCUUAUGAGUGUACUAUUUGCAAGAGGAGCUUCAAAAGUGCAAAAGCUUUAGGAGGACAUAUGCACAUACAUAGCAAUGAAGAGAUAGACACUAAGUUGAAGUUGCAAUCAACAUCGGAAUCAAUCCCCACAGACUUGAGAUGGGUAGUCCCGUCAGCUACUGCAGAAGGUCGUGGCCGAGACCGAAACCGAGGCAAGGGCAGUAAGGAACAGGUCCGGAUGGGUAAGGUAAAAGAACUCUCACUUUUCGGCAAAAAACCCUCGAAUUUGAAGAAGCUGUUCGGUGAGAAGACAGGACAGUCAUCUCAACAGGAUAAUGUCGUCUCUGAGGUGGAUCUUGAACUUAGAUUAGGAUCUAAUCCAAAAAAAUCAACCUUAACUACAUUUAAAUUCUUUUGA